AUGGAUUCCACCGACCGUCUCCCCUCCGAAUUAUUUAUUGAAAUCUUUAAAAAGCUUGACGUAAAAUCCUUGUGCACUCUUGCCAAGGUUUCCCAUGCACUAAAUAUUCUAUCUUCGGAUAAUCACAUUUGGUCGGCGUUGGCGUUGAAACGAUGGAAGAAUAAACAAGGGAUGAAGGAUAUUUGUGACUGGAAAGGUAUAAUUAACCACAGCCAGAAUGAUAAUGAUGCUCGGGAUAAUACUCAAGAAAAAUCUAACGAUGAUAAUCUAAGCAGUUCUAGCGAAAUUCAGAAUGGUAGUGUAAACAAUCGUUUGAGGGGAUUUGAACUUUGGUUCAGUAGGCCGGGAGUCUGGAAACGCGUUUACGCGUUCGUGGAAGCUGAGGCAAAAAGAUGUAGAUGGGAUGACGAGGAUCUGAUCGACAAUGUUUGGUUGUUUCGGGGGGAUGAUGAAUGGUCAUUUCCCGUCCCACAAAGGAUUCCCAGUUCAUGGGGAUUCAAAAUGACAAAUCAUAAUGUGACCUUUGAGUCAUUGGACACCCAAAGUUUCAAGAGGAAGCUGAAAGAAUUUGAAAGAUGCCUCUUGAUCGAAUUUGGAAUGGACGUGGAUGGGAACGAUUAUGCCAAUGCCGAUGAAGGAAGUGAUUCUCAAGGCGGCAACAACCUUUCGGAUGAUAAUGCUCUUCAGAGAAACACUGCGAAUUCGGUCGAUCGGAAUGGCGACGAGUAUGUGCAUGAUAAUGACGACAGUGUGAUCGUGGUCCUACCGCCUAUUGGAUAUCACUACGAUGUGAGCAUGAAUGACCAGUAUUUGCAGGAUGGACACGGUCCCCUCGGAGGAUUUAACAGAGUAAGAGGUCGUUAUGUAAUUUUCCGAAUCGAUUAA
Messenger RNA from Acaulospora colombiana, 885 nucleotides. The record is from the annotation of a GenBank genome assembly. NCBI's taxonomy places the organism in Eukaryota, Fungi, Glomeromycota, Glomeromycetes, Diversisporales, Acaulosporaceae.